AUGGCUUGCACAACAUAUUUGACCAUGUGUGAACAGUGUAAGGCCCAUUAUACAAAGCUCCGAGAGCACGGCCGACAAGCAGCAAGUCUUGCAUACGAAACAGGAACGUACCCGAUGGUCUUCAAGUGCAAGACCCUAGUCAAGACCGUCACAGAUGCCCCGACUGUCGAAAGCAUUGAAGUAGCCCUAAAAGACGUGAAAAAAAGGCUUAAGAAGCACUACAAGAAGAAGAAAAAGGAAGAUUUUGGGGUGUUUAUUGGUGGCCACCAUAAACUAAAGGGGAAUCUCCUGACGAUUUACAUGAAUGUCCUUAUUGACUUCCUUUGUAAAAUUGACAAAGACGAUGACGCGAGGAUCUGGGCUCUUAAUUACUUUCCGGUUGAGGUCAAGUAUAAGCAGCCCCAGCACCUACAGGAUGGGGACUCGAAGACUGGACAGGCAGUCCAUUUACUCUGGGCGGAUUGGGAGGCAGUGUAUCCUAAGAACGAGCACCAUUUAAGUGAAACACGACUUGAGUUUUUCAUGAAAGUCGAUGGCUCAAUGUCGCCUAUCACUACUCGGGAAGAAUUAUCUACCUAA
Molecule: messenger RNA, 579 nt
Organism: Aspergillus puulaauensis
Lineage: Eukaryota; Fungi; Ascomycota; Eurotiomycetes; Eurotiales; Aspergillaceae
Exons: 1
Coding region: 1-579 (192 amino acids)
Source: RefSeq, a predicted model, not a curated record